Molecule: messenger RNA, 2440 nt
Organism: Saimiri boliviensis boliviensis (Bolivian squirrel monkey)
Lineage: Eukaryota; Metazoa; Chordata; Mammalia; Primates; Cebidae
Gene: PLS1
Product: plastin 1
Biological process (GO): actin filament network formation; actin filament bundle assembly
Cellular component (GO): cytoplasm; actin filament bundle; actin filament
Molecular function (GO): calcium ion binding; actin filament binding
Source: RefSeq, a predicted model, not a curated record
AGUGGCGCGAGCGCAGGGGUUAGGCGGGCGCGGAGAAGUAGCCGCAGAGUGGACCUGCAGGUGCUUGGAUCUUCAGUGGGAGCUGCGCUCUCGAGGGCAGAACGGCGGCCGCGGCAGAUACAAAGACCUGAAGAAAGUCUUUUCUGUCCAAAGAUGGAAAACAGCACUACUACCAUUUCUCGGGAGGAGCUUGAAGAACUACAAGAAGCAUUUAAUAAAAUAGAUAUUGAUAAUAGUGGGUAUGUCAGUGACUAUGAACUUCAAGACCUGUUUAAGGAAGCAAGCCUUCCUCUGCCUGGCUACAAGGUGCGAGAGAUUGUGGAGAAAAUUCUGUCAGUUGCUGACAGCAACAAAGAUGGCAAAAUCAGUUUUGAAGAGUUUGUAUCUCUAAUGCAAGAAUUAAAAAGCAAAGAUAUCAGCAAAACAUUCCGAAAGAUAAUUAACAAGAAGGAAGGGAUUACUGCUAUUGGAGGAACUUCAUCUAUUUCCAGUGAGGGCACACAGCAUUCUUAUUCAGAGGAAGAAAAAGUGGCUUUUGUUAACUGGAUAAACAAAGCCCUGGAGAAUGACCCUGACUGUAAGCAUCUUAUACCCAUGAAUCCCAAUGAUGAUAGUCUUUUCAAGUCACUUGCAGAUGGCAUCCUUCUUUGCAAAAUGAUCAACUUAUCUGAACCAGAUACAAUUGAUGAAAGAGCCAUCAAUAAGAAAAAGCUCACGCCUUUCACCAUUUCUGAAAAUUUAAACCUAGCUCUGAAUUCUGCCUCGGCCAUUGGUUGUACAGUGGUCAACAUUGGUGCAUCGGAUCUCAAAGAAGGAAAACCUCACUUGGUCUUGGGACUUCUCUGGCAAAUCAUCAAAGUUGGCCUUUUUGCUGAUAUUGAGAUUUCUAGGAAUGAAGCUCUGAUUGCAUUGCUGAAGGAAGGUGAGGAACUAGAGGAGCUGAUGAAGCUUUCUCCCGAGGAAUUACUGCUGCGAUGGGUGAACUACCAUCUGACCAAUGCAGGAUGGCAUACCAUUAGCAACUUCAGCCAAGACAUUAAGGAUUCGAGAGCCUAUUUUCAUCUGCUUAAUCAGAUUGCCCCUAAAGGUGGGGAAGAUGGGCCUGCCAUUGCCAUUGACCUUUCAGGAAUUAAUGAGAGAAAUGACCUGAAGCGUGCUGGACUCAUGCUUCAAGAAGCAGAUAAACUGGGCUGCAAGCAGUUUGUUACUCCUGCAGAUGUGGUUUCAGGCAAUCCUAAACUUAAUUUAGCUUUUGUGGCUAAUCUGUUUAACACAUACCCAUGCCUGCACAAGCCGAAUAAUAAUGACAUCGAUAUGAAUUUACUGGAAGGGGAGAGCAAGGAAGAGAGGACAUUUCGGAACUGGAUGAAUUCCUUGGGAGUCAACCCGUAUAUUAAUCAUUUGUACAGUGACCUUGCAGAUGCUUUAGUGAUCUUUCAGCUCUAUGAGAUGAUACGAGUGCCAGUCAACUGGAGCCAUGUCAAUAAACCUCCUUAUCCUGCCCUUGGAGGGAACAUGAAGAAGAUUGAAAACUGUAACUAUGCAGUGGAACUUGGGAAGAACAAGGCCAAAUUCUCCUUAGUUGGCAUUGCUGGGCAGGACCUAAAUGAAGGGAAUUCAACACUUACCCUGGCAUUGGUAUGGCAGCUGAUGAGAAGGUACACAUUGAAUGUGUUAUCGGAUCUUGGAGAGGGUGAAAAAGUAAAUGAUGAAAUUAUUAUUAAAUGGGUCAAUCAGACUCUUAAAAGUGCAAACAAAAAUACUUCUAUUUCCAGCUUCAAGGAUAAAUCUAUAAGCACAAGUUUACCUGUCCUAGAUUUAAUAGAUGCCAUUGCACCAAAUGCAGUUCGUCAAGAAAUGAUCAAGAGAGGAAACUUAUCUGAUGAGGACAAGCUGAACAAUGCUAAAUAUGCCAUUUCAGUUGCUCGAAAGAUCGGUGCUCGGAUAUAUGCAUUACCUGAUGACCUCGUAGAAGUGAAACCAAAGAUGGUUAUGACCGUGUUUGCAUGCUUAAUGGGAAAAGGACUGAACAGAAUAAAAUAAUCACUUCAUAUGAUUUUCCGCCACAUAAAACAUAUUCUAUGCCUGACAGUUUACAGAAUUCUAAAAUGUAGUGGGUAUAAAACCAGAGAUUAUUUGUAUGCUCAAAAUAGUUAUAUAUUCAUUAAUGGAUUCAAUAUCCUGUUCAUACUAGUUACAGCUGCCUUUUUGGAUAACACAGUUAAUUUACCAGCUGAUACAGAUAAUAGAAUAUAUUCAUAAUCAAGCUGAUACUUCAUGAUUAAAUUAUUUUGUUGCUUAAAAGUCUUAUUAAGACAAGACUAAUUCAUUCUUUUUUAUAGUUCAAAAAAGAUGAAUACAAAAGUUUUUGCAGGUUCUGCUGUGAAAUUGUUUUGAUUUUUGUGUGUGUUAAUUUUGAUCAUAAAUGCAUUCAUACUCA